This is a messenger RNA of Cutaneotrichosporon oleaginosum, 1480 nucleotides long. RefSeq lists its product as uncharacterized. NCBI's taxonomy places the organism in Eukaryota, Fungi, Basidiomycota, Tremellomycetes, Trichosporonales, Trichosporonaceae. Gene Ontology annotation, biological process: proteolysis. The record is from RefSeq and is a predicted model, not a curated record. Gene Ontology annotation, molecular function: metalloexopeptidase activity.
UCCCACCCGGCAUUCAUUCCCCCCUCGCGCUGCCUUGUUCCUCCUCUCUCGCCGUUCCAUCUCUCUCCAUCUCUCAUCUUCGUCCUUGAUCAUCCUUGCGCUCACUCCUCUCAUCAUGCAUCUCGGCACGCUCCUUACCCUCCCCCUUCUCGCCGCCGCUGUCCCCGCUGCUCCCCUCAGCGGACAGGCGCCUUUCCAGCCCGCGUCCUACGACCCUGAGAUCUCGAUCGACCUCGACCUCGACGACCUCCGUCUCGUUCGCUUUGCCGAGAACGAGCAGCCCGUAUGGGUCACCGAGCUGCAGAAGAUUGAGGCCAAGGCAGCAGGGCGUAACUUUAUGGACAUCACCGACACGCCCAAGCUCGGCAUGUCCAGGUUUUUGCGGCCCAAGAAGGCGUCCAAGCACAAGUACGCUAAGCCGGGCAAGCAGUCCAAGGAGGUCAAGAGCUUCCAGAAGAACAUUGAUGUCAAGCACAUGGAAAAGUUCCUCACAAAGUUCACUGGCUUCAAGACGCGCUACUACCGCUCUCAGACCGGCAAGGACUCGCAGCGCUUCCUGCAGGCAACCUUGUCCGAGAUUAGCAACUUGCACGAGGGCGGCGGCAUCAAGGUGUCCGAGUUCCCUCACUCGUGGGGCCAGAACUCGCUCAUCGUGCGCUUCCCUGCCGAGAACCCCAAGGGGCCCGUGACCAUUGUCGGCGCCCACCAGGACAGCACCAACAUGUGGCCUUUCCUUCCCGCGCCUGGCGCUGAUGACGAUGGGUCUGGUACAACGUCCAUUCUCGAGGCGUACAAGUCGCUCGCUGCCGGCAACUUCACCUCGGCCAACCCUGUCGAGUUCCACUGGUACUCUGCUGAGGAGGGUGGACUGCUGGGCUCGCAGGCCGUUGCUAAGGACUAUGAGGCCCGCGGUGUCGAUGUCAACGCCAUGAUUCAGAUGGACAUGACCGCAUGGGUGAAGCGUGGCACCGACGAGGUCAUUGGCAUUGUUACCGACUUUGUUGACCCCGACCUUACCUCAUGGCUCUCAAAGGCCGUCGACACGUACUGUGACAUCCCUGCAGUGGAGACCAAGUGCGGUUACGCGUGCUCGGACCAUGCGUCCUGGACGCAGGCUGGGUACCAGAGCUCGUUCUCGAUCGAGAGCAGCUUUGAGGACUCUAACAAGAACAUCCACUCGACCAACGACCGGAUGGACAUUUCGGACGAGUUCUCGAUCAAGCACAUGGCGCAGUUCUCCAAGCUUGCCAUUGCGUUUGCCGUUGAGCUCUCGGCGUAAUGUGGGCCGAGCUGCAAGAUAACAUUCUCCGAGUCGGCGACUGGCUUCGCCGAUGACACAUUUAUCUACGUUCAUUUUCCGCCCGCCAUCCCUGUCAUCUCCUCUGUCCAGUCAAAGACGUCGCUCCCUGCAUGCCUGCUGCGCCAGGCUCGGUAGAACAGUACACCGCACGAUGUAUUCAGAAGUCAUGGAAAGAGAGAG